Molecule: messenger RNA, 1891 nt
Organism: Puntigrus tetrazona (Sumatra barb)
Lineage: Eukaryota; Metazoa; Chordata; Actinopteri; Cypriniformes; Cyprinidae
Gene: ccdc83
Product: coiled-coil domain containing 83
Source: RefSeq, a predicted model, not a curated record
CCGUCGCCCCCCUGUUUAGUUUCCUUGACAACGUGUAAACAAAUCCGGAAAAAUAAAAGAAAAUUCAUAGAGCUCAAAGGAAAAAUGAGCAAGACAUUAAAUACAUCUCUGCCAGAGGCCUUCAUACAGUUCCAAAUUCAGCUUAAAAAGGAAGAGAUUCAAUAUUUUGAGGAAGAAAUACGCCAACUAGAAGAUAAGAGGAAAAAACUCACAAAGCUGGCAAGUAUCAACAUUACGUUUGCGAAGAUGAAGGGAAGACUAAACUCAAACGCGUGUCUGCAGCAGGAGCAGCUGAGAGAAGAGCACAGAGGUCAUGUGCGUGAACUGCAGAAAAAGAUGAAGGAGCAGGAGAGGAACCUGGAGCAAAGGCAGCGAGAUGAUGAAGAGCAGGUGGAGAACAUGGCCCGGGAGGAUCGGGAGCUAAAACACAAGCAAGAGGAAGAACUAGAAGAACUGCGGUGUGAGCUUGCAAGGCUGCGGGUGCAAGUGAAGGAACUGCAGGAGAAACAGCAGACAUGGCUUCAGUAUAAGAAUGAGGACAGCAUUAAAGACCGGCAAAAGAUACAGAAACUGGAAAAAGACAUUGCCUUAACAAAAAGGACUUUUCAGGAGAUAUCAGGAUAUUUUCAGAGGUCUCUGGUUGCGGCCGUUAAUGAAAAUGAGCAAAAAGUAGCACAGAGUUUAAAGGAAGGCAUUCAGCUCGCCUUUGAGAGAGCAUACAGAAACCUUAACCAGAAUAGACUAGAGAAUAAAAGCAACUGGCUAAAAAAAGAGGUUCGCCUAUAUACCGAGAAAGUUGCAGUGCUGGAAUCCUCUGUCCAGAAGUUGGAAGAGGAGAUCUUGGAUCUUGUUUCCCUCAGCCCAGGCAGUGAGUUUCUUGCACAAUCUGCUUGCCUUGGGUCCCAUGGCACUCACAAUAUGGACAGGGACAUAAUGAAAAUAAGCCCUGAGGAAACAUCAGAGCUGGUCAACAGACCCUGGUGUCCCCUCCAACCAUUAACAGAAGUGAAAGGGGCUCAGCAGAACAGCAAAGCGACCACAACAACUUCCGUCCCUCCUGACUUGAGCGAAAUGUUCAGAGGUCAGACCGAUUUAAUGGGGCCGACGCAUCUGGGCUCGCUGGAGCAGAAGCUGCUGUGGGUGAUUGGUAAAGCAUACCCCCUGCACCCACCUCCAAAUGACCCCGUGGAUAUGGGAGAGGAGAUGACCUUUGACCUGAUGCAAAAUGAAAAGUGGCCAGUUACAACAGGUCUAAUACUUAGCAAGUUUAAACGGGCAAGUUCACAGUCUGGAGAAGCUGACAAAUCCACAGACGACACCUGUGAUAUUUAGCAGUUGGAUUAAAAAUUAAAACGCAAAUGGUGAAUAAUUCCUAUACACUGAUAGCUUCAUGCAGGCAUAAUUCUGUAAAUGACAACUGUGAAAUUCAGCAAACAAUUUAAGCACUCCAAAAAUUUAUAAACAAUUAUAUUAAAUUAAGUUAUGCAUCAUGUCUAUGUGAUUUGUUUUAUAUAUACACAUACAUACAUACAUACAUACAUACACACCAAAAAUAACAAACACUUAGUUCUGUGGAAGCUGCACUUUAUUUGAAAAUCACCCAAAUUCUGCUUCAUUUUUUUGUCAUAUAAACAAAAUAUAAUCUGCAGGGAUGAUGCAGUAAAUAUGCUAAAUCAAUGGAUAGAAUCGCCCUCAUAUUCGGACCACCUUUUGUGUACUUCCCUAUUGGACAGGGCCUGUUUAUGUACACAGGGCACUGAUCAACAGCGCCCCCUUUUGUCACUUUAUUGGACAGCUAGACACUACCGACCCCAUCCCGAUACUGACAGCAACCUGCGUUUCUUCCUCACAUUCACAUUCUCUCACACACACACACACACACACACACACA